GGUGUGCCGUGGACAAGUAUCUGCUUAAUAAUCUUGAAUAUCCAACAGAUCUGAUGGCAGGCCAGGAGGCACAUGCGUACAAAUAUGCAGAUCGGGAGCAGCUCUUCUAUCAAUGUCAAGUCUCAAUUUCAGUCAAGGAGCCAAAUGAAGCAUGUUCGCGACCGCAGUGCGCCGAACCACUGGGAUUCGGUGCCAGAAAGGUGGAAAAAGCCUAUGGCAAACAACCGACCAGAAGGCGAAGAAACACCGAUGUGCGUGAUGUUGUAGAUGUGCGAGCCGAAUUAUCCGCACUUGAUAUAACUGACCAGGUUUUAUUUGUGUUCUUUUGUUGGAUCUACACGAGCGUCAGAAUGCAGAUUUAGAA
Molecule: messenger RNA, 364 nt
Organism: Gongylonema pulchrum
Lineage: Eukaryota; Metazoa; Nematoda; Chromadorea; Rhabditida; Gongylonematidae
Source: the annotation of a GenBank genome assembly